Messenger RNA from Musa acuminata AAA Group (dessert banana), 2245 nucleotides. Its product is annotated as RING-H2 finger protein ATL13-like. Lineage: Eukaryota; Viridiplantae; Streptophyta; Magnoliopsida; Zingiberales; Musaceae. The coding region runs from base 775 to 1941 and encodes 388 amino acids. The record is from RefSeq and is a predicted model, not a curated record. The transcript has a single exon.
CAGAUCAUGAGAUCCAUUUCCUCCAUGAAACCUGUGCAUCUGCAAUGUCAACCCACCCCAAUCCAUGCAUCAUACCCUGAAAUCCUCCCUAUCCAUGCUGCUGUCAAUAUUAUCUGGGUCAAAAGAGAAGGGCUACAGAAAAGGACACAAAGCAGCAAUCCCUAUGCAAACAUGAGGCAUGUAGAAUGGAUUGAGUAAAUAUCAAAAAUGUUGGAUUGGAGUUCUACAAAUCUAUUCUGUCUUGGUUGAAUGGUAGGGGAAUUUAAUGGGGCAUUGAGCCUGCUGCAGAAAAGCUGUGUAGAAAGUCAAAUGGAAGGGAAGAAGAAGAAGAAGAAGAAGCAGUAGCAGCAUUGGGUUUUGAAGAGAGUGGGAGUUCCUAAAAGAUUCACAUCCUCCCUUGGGAAAAUAUGUGGCAUGUUCAUUGCCAUUAAAAAGAAGACCUCACAUAAGAAAUAAGCGGCAUUCAAGUGUGUUUGGAUUCAUUUAUGUCUGACCCCAUCAGCUGACACACCAUUAACUUCUCCUUUAUUUUGAGGAUCCCCAUCUUCCAACUUCCUCAACUUCACCUGCAAAAUAUUUGUUCUGCCUUUCUUUCUUCUUGCAGCGAAGAGAAUCCAUCACACACACACACACACACACACACACCCCAAAUGUUUGUAAGACUGAUGAUGGAGUUUCUUAGGUAGCAUGUUCAGGUGAGUCUCAUCUCUCUCUCUCUCUCUCUCUCUCUCUCUCUCUUAUUUGUUCUCUUUAAGCUGGUUCUUGCAUGAAAGCAUGGAGGGAGACAGCCUUCUUUCUCCAGUCUCACUCCCACUACCAUCCUUCCCACCACCACCACCACCACCUCCUCCUGCGAUUAGUUUUGAGAACAGGAUUACUCCUACCAUCCUUCUCAUCAUUGUCAUCCUAGCAGCCAUCUUCUUCAUCUCUGGACUCCUCCACCUCCUUGUGCGAUACCUCCUGAGACCCAAUCACAGAGAGCCAGAUGCCAUGAGCAAUGUCACAGCUCUUCAAGGCGAGCUACAGCAGCUCUUCCACCUCCAUGAUUCAGGAGUGGACCAAUCCUUCAUCGACUCCCUUCCUGUCUUCCAAUACAAAUCCAUCAUAGGCCUGAAAGACCCAUUCGACUGUGCUGUGUGCCUCUGCGAAUUCCAAUCCGAUGACAAGCUCAGGCUGCUUCCAGGUUGCAGCCAUGCCUUCCACUUGCAGUGCAUCGAUACCUGGCUCCUCUCCCACUCCACUUGUCCUCUCUGUAGAAGAAGCCUCCCCACCGAACUGUCUCCUGCCAGUAGCUGCAGUCCUGUGGUACUUGUUCUCGAGUCUGGUGGUGAGAGCUCGAGGGGGAACACCUCUAAUCUCCCUGGACAGGAUGACUGUGUGCCUUCGAUCAAUGACAAGCAGGAGGCAGAGGCAAAAGUAGUGCCUGUUAAGAUCGGAAAGCUGAGGAGUGUGGAUGAUGGCGGAGGCGAAGGCCGAGAGACUGGUAGUGGCAGUAGUAGUUUGGAUCAAAGGAGAUGCUUCUCCAUGGGUGCCUAUGAGUACGUGAUGGAUGAGAGCUCCUCGCUUCGAGUCACCAUAAAACCGACCAAGAAGAAGACGGCUCUCAAGCAUCGCGGCCACCGGCCUGCGGUGUCAGAAUGUGACUGCCACUCAAUAAGAGAGGGAUUCACAGGAUUUGAUGCAUCAACAAGUGUGGUAUCGAGAGGUGGUGGUGAUGCAAGCACGAGUGCCGGUUUGCACAGGAAGGAGAGCUACUCUGUUUCGAAGACAUGGCUGCGCUCAAGGAAAGAUGAACUGGUUGCAGAGGAUGAUGCUUCCAGGCGGGCUUCGUCAUUCCGGUUACCACUGCACAGGGGAAGGGAUGACUUCAAGCAGAGGAGUAGCAGCAGCCCUGUUACAGUGACAGAGGACAGGGACUUGGUGUUUGGAUGUGGAGGCUAGGAGCUGCCACAGCCAUGUAGCGGCAGCAUCAAUGGUGGUUGAAACACCUGCAUUUGCAAGCAGAGGUUUGCUUUGGAUAGUAAGGAGAUAGAACAAGUCAGGAAUCAUCUCUGGUUAUCAGUUCCAAGCUGCUCAUCUGUUCUUUGGAUUGCUACAUAUUGCAAUGAAGCUGUAGAUUUUGGUGAUGGAGAACAACAGAAGCUAAAGAUGAUCAUCUUGUUACAGUCUUUUUAUGUGUUUUGCUGAAUUUUUUUUGGAAGAUUCAAGGAGUUUUCUUCUCUCUCCCUCUCUCUUCUUUCUAUGA